AUGGAGCCAGAUAUUGCUUCAACCGUCACCAUUGAGCGACGCUUUUUUGAGACUCUGGUUCGUCGUGGUGAACUUCAACCCUCUGACGUGCCCGUUUCCCGUUCUUUGCCCAAUGAUGCCCUGAUAGUGUCUCGCGCAGAUCACGAGGUUCUGCAACGAACGGCGAGACGCUACGCAAAUCUCCGCCAAAACCUGCUCCGUGGCGGCGUCGUGGAGGACACUAUAAACCUCCUCAGCCAGGACGAUGCCACAAACUCUAUCCAGGAUGAUGCAUUCAGUUCCCCGCCCCGGUCGAUCGCUCAGAAGGAACAUCGGACCUUCUCAGCCUACGAUGACAAUGCGCCGCCCCACAUUCCCCCGAGGCCGAGGCCAAUGCACGCGGCUCGGAGGCCAUUAGUCGAGGUUGGCGAUGGACACAACAAACCUCCCCCGGGUCCAGCGGUUUACUCAACUGUUGCCUUUGAGGGAUCGCCUGAUUGGACAGAUGCUGAUGGUGGUCAAGAUGGUUUAUCGUACUCGGCUGAGACUCCAGAUGAUGCCGACAUCCACGGCCAGCAGCUGUACCCGGCUCACAGUGAGAAGCCGGCUUAUGAGAAGCAAUGCAUGCGAACUAUCCAGCUGAUCGGCCUUCCUGACGGCACAAACCAUGCGGACAUCACCGGCGUAGUCAGGGGUGGUCUCUUGCUCGAUAUAUUUGUACGGGCCCACGAUCGCUCCGCCACUGUCUCCUUCCUUAAUUCUGCCGAUGCGAGAGCCUUCUUCGAACAUUGCCGAAGACAUGACCUGUAUAUCAGGCAGAAGAGGAUAGAAGUGCGUUGGAGCGACCGUCAGUUCACCCUUUCCGGCCAUGUUGCGAGCAAAAUCGGGAACGGAGCCACGCGGAACCUGGUAUUGCGUCGCUAUGAUUCGGAUACAACCGAAGCAAGCAUCCGUGAAGAUCUUGACCACAUCCACAACCUGGCCGUUGUCAAAGUAACCUUCAUGGGUGGCAGCUGCUUCAUAAGCCUCAACUCAGUUCACAAUUGCAUAGUUGCAAAGACCUGCAUGAUGAGUCGUCUUAAAUACAAGAACUGCGGGAUUGAGUGGGACGUGGAUGAGUGUACCCAGCCACUCGAUCGUGUUCAGCCCGUCAAUGUUAAAAAAGAUCCGCCACCCACGAAGAGGAACGUGAGCAUGGUUGCCAAUCGCUUCAGAGUCUUGAGCAUGGACGGGGAGGACGAUGAACAAUCCGAGAAGAACUAUGCUGCGGCCAAAGAGUCUAUUGGAGUUGGUGCCUAA
Messenger RNA from Pyricularia oryzae 70-15, 1278 nucleotides. RefSeq lists its product as uncharacterized. Gene Ontology annotation, molecular function: nucleic acid binding. The record is from RefSeq and is a predicted model, not a curated record. The transcript has 7 exons. The coding region runs from base 1 to 1278 and encodes 425 amino acids. Lineage: Eukaryota; Fungi; Ascomycota; Sordariomycetes; Magnaporthales; Pyriculariaceae.